This is a messenger RNA of Lacerta agilis (Sand lizard), 861 nucleotides long. It is a transcript of the gene SDHAF1, whose product is annotated as succinate dehydrogenase complex assembly factor 1. The transcript has a single exon. NCBI's taxonomy places the organism in Eukaryota, Metazoa, Chordata, Lepidosauria, Squamata, Lacertidae. Gene Ontology annotation, biological process: mitochondrial respiratory chain complex II assembly. Gene Ontology annotation, cellular component: mitochondrion. The coding region runs from base 47 to 310 and encodes 87 amino acids. The record is from RefSeq and is a predicted model, not a curated record.
CCCCUGACCUGCUCCUUGGGCGACCCUCCCUGGCUGACCGGAAGGGAUGUCCGAACGCCCCAUGGCCCGCCACAGCAAGCUUCAGAAGCAAGUGCUCGGCCUCUACCGCAGCUUCCUGCGGGCCGGCAAGGACAAGCCCGGCUUCCUUCCUCAGAUACGGGCCGAGUUCAGGAAAAAUGCCCAGAUCCCCCGGACGGAUGUCAUGAUUAUAGAGUACCUCGUCCGGCGCGGGCAGCGGCAGCUGGAGCAGCUCAGAGACGCCCACACCAAGCAGAUGGGUGCCUUCGUCAGGACGGAACAGGAGGAAUGAUGAGCCGGGAAUUUUACUUUUUGGAAACGGUUCCCUGGAAUGGUCCUUUCUCCUAGCUGCUGGCAUUGCAGGCGUGGAAUCUGUGGCCUUGCAGAUGUUUCUCCGUGAGCGUGGCCAGUGGUCCAGGGUGAUGGGAGUUGCUGCUUAGCAGCUUAGCAAAUCCAGAAUACAGGAUCUGGGUUGCCCUCUCAGAAAUGACUGAACAGAGCUGCCCACAGUUGCCGCUCGAGGGCGCAGUUGAGAAAUACAUAAUCAUUCUGUUCCCAUCGCAUUUUUAUCCUCCUUCUUAUAGUGGAACUAAAAACACUUGCUCCCAGCAGAUAUAAGAAUGGUUUAAGCAGGUCUGAUUGACGCAGCUCACCUCAAGAGACUCUGGGGUUUGCCGUGUGGAAGUUGGGAAUUCGGUAUUGGAGAUCGUCAACACGCUCACAUGGCGGUUGAACCGGUUUAGGCGCCCUGUGUAGACGCAUUUCAAACCCACUUUCUCAGUUUUUCCUUGCUACCUUGGUUGUUCUGUCUUGGCGGGAAUUUGAAUAAACUAAAUUGCCAAA